UUUUCAGAAGGUAGACUUAUUUAUAACUUCAUUUAUCAUUACUCAUAAAUAUAGCGGCCUUCUAAGAAGUUUUCCAUCACAUCUCCGUUCAUUAGCCCCUAUAAAUAGCCUCUUCAAAACUCAUUGACAGAACAUCAAGGUUGGAAUCAUAGAUAAAACAACUCCCACCACUUUCAAAAUAAAGAGAUUUUUGGUAUAUCAACUAGGUUUUGGAAAUGAAUACAGUUCAAUUCGUAACUAGCUUGUUCUAGAGCUUUCAUUGCCAUGCCAACAAGGGAAAUGAAAGAAAUGAUAAGGGAAAAUGAUGAACAUCAGAAUCAAGUAUGGGAUGUAGCUUUAUAUCGCAAACUUAAUCCUAGAGAGAAGCUCAUGUCUGGAUGUGGAGCGUAGGAGUUUUGAUUGGAAACAUAACCCCCGUUAACCCACUAAUGACUGAUAGCGUGGACUAAGAACAGAACUUAUAGCACGGUGGUGAGUUGCAAGUCUAAGGCUUAUAUAUUAUUAUGGGGUGGUGUAAAAGUUGUUAGGCACUGUGGAAGUUUAGAAUUUUUGUGCCCUUCCUAAUCUAGAAAAUUGAUAGUUUUGGAUUGGGGUAAAGUAGUAUUUAGGACUAAUUUACAAUUGCUAUUUAAAAGAGAUGUGAAGAAACCCCUUUAUUAAAUAUUUUUUUGAAAAUUUUGACGUAAGAUUUAAGUAUUUAGUAUUGCUAUUAAAAGUAUUUUAAAAAUAAAAUGUUUGUUCUUGACACAUAAUGUUGCAAAGUAAAAAAAAGGCAUUUGAAUGAGAUUCAAAUUCGUUAAUAUAAUGAUAUUUCAAUAAAAUAUAACAAAAUAGUUUAUUGUAACUCAUUUUUAAUUUCAAUAGAAUAGUUAUCAAGAUUAGGACUAAAUUUUGUUUUUUUUCUCUCCUGAAAAAUACAAUAAUACAUAUAUAUUCUUUUGUCCCCUUUAAUUCGUUCUCUUGAGUUUCGUUAUUGGCAGACAUGGAAUUAGAUAAUGUAGCCAAGUUUCUUCAAGGCAAGACCAUAUUAGUCACCGGUGCAACAGGAUUUUUAGCUAAGGUCUUUAUCGAGAAGAUAUUACGGCUUCAACUAAACGUGAAUAAGCUUUAUCUUCUUUUGAGGACUUCAAAUGAUAAAUUCGCCACACAACGCUUAGAAGAUGAGAUCAUAAGCACAGAAUUAUUUAGAAUUCUCCGCGACAAAUGGGGUUCAAAAUUUGAUGCCUUGAUAUCAAGUAAGGUGGUAGCAGUGGAAGGUGAUAUCUCUUCUGAAAACUUGGGAUUGGAAGAUUCAAAACUAAGAGAAGAGAUGAGGAAGGAAAUAGAAAUUGUUGUAAAUUCUGCUGCCACAACUUGCUUUAAUGAAAGGUAUGACAUUGCGUUGGGCAUCAAUACAUUUGGAGCUUUCAAUGUUUUGAACUUUGGGAAGAAAUGUGAUAAAAUAAAGCUAUUUCUCCACAUUUCAACCGCUUACGUUUGCGGUGAAAAGACAGGAAUAAUAUUAGAGAAACGAUUUUAUAUGGGUGAAACUUUAAAAGGAACGCAUAACAUAAAUAUAUUUGAGGAAAAGAUAACUAUGGAACAACAAUUAGCUCAACUACAAUACCAUGGUGCUCCAGAUAAAGCAAUAACUUCAUCCAUGAAGGAAUUUGGCCUUGAAAGGGCAAAAUUGAAUGGGUGGCCAAACACAUACGUAUUUACAAAGGCCAUGGGAGAGAUGCUUUUAGGACAGUUCAAAGGAGAUUUGCCACUUGUUAUUAUACGCCCCACCAUGAUUGCAAGCACUUACAAACAACCUUUCCCUGGUUGGAUUGAAGGUGUUAGAACCUUUGAUAGCUUCAUUGUGAAUUAUGGAAAGGGGAAAUUAACAUGUUUUCCUGCCAAUCCUAACACUAUUAUUGAUGUGAUACCGGUUGAUAUGGUGGUAAAUGCCAUGGUUGUGGCCAUGAAAGUUCAUUAUGCAGAACGUCAUGUUUGUGAGACCAUUUAUCAUGUCAGCUCUUCAUUCAGAAAUCCCUUAACACUCUCAGAUCUUCGAAACCUUUUCCACUGUUAUUUCAUUAAAAACCCAUGGAUUGAUGUAAAUGGGCUGAGAGUGAAAGUUGGUCAACUAACAUUUUUCAGCAAAGCUAAUAGAUAUUUGCUGCUCAUGCAAAUGAAAUAUGUGCUCCCACUGAAGGUACUUUAUUUGGCGAAUAUACUUUGUUGCCAACGUUUCAAAAAAAUUUAUAAAAAUCUUAAUCGUAAAAUCAACUUGGCAAUCCAAUUAGCAAAACUUUACGAACCUUAUACAUUCUUCUUAGGAAGCUUUAAUGAUGGAAAUUUGGUGGAACUACAAAGGGUGGCUGAAGAGCAAGGCAUUGAUUUAGUUGAAUUUAAUUUUGAUUCCGAGAGUAUUGAGUGGGAAGAGUAUAUGAUGAAUAUUCACAUUCCGGGCCUUUUAAAUUAUGGGAUUAAAUCUUAGGUGAUAUGCCAUACCAAUGACCCACGUUGCUUAUUAUAUAUAAUUUAAGAAAUGUUCUUAUACCUUCGAUUGUAAAAUAAAAUCAGUUACUAAAACUUUACAGACAUUAUGAUGUAAGUGCAUUUAUAAUAUUAUUUUAUUUGUCCAA
Messenger RNA from Gossypium raimondii (Peruvian cotton), 2612 nucleotides. Its product is annotated as alcohol-forming fatty acyl-CoA reductase. Gene Ontology annotation, cellular component: intracellular membrane-bounded organelle. The coding region runs from base 983 to 2464 and encodes 493 amino acids. The record is from RefSeq and is a predicted model, not a curated record. Gene Ontology annotation, molecular function: alcohol-forming very long-chain fatty acyl-CoA reductase (NADP+) activity. The transcript has 11 exons. Gene Ontology annotation, biological process: long-chain fatty-acyl-CoA metabolic process; suberin biosynthetic process. Lineage: Eukaryota; Viridiplantae; Streptophyta; Magnoliopsida; Malvales; Malvaceae.